GGGAAAUAUCGUGCAUGCGCAGUGCAAGUCCACCCCCUCCCCCAUACGUCGUGACGUAAUACUGAAAUGACGCUAGAGAAGAGGAAGGCUGUGAGGGCGCAUGCCUGGGAUCUCAAUGUCAGCUCUGCUUGCUCAGAGGGACAUUAUUGGCCUACAGCAUGAUGUACACUGCCUUAGGGGUUCUCAGAACUAUGAUUGGAGCGAGGAAUUCAUUAACCCGUACUAUGGGCACACUUACCGCUAAAAUGGCUGAAUAUAGAAAAAUGUGGAAGCCAAUUGAACCCAAAGACUGGACUUUACAAUAUCAAGAGAGAUGUAUCCCUUUUUCUACAAAUCAGCUUGUAGAGCUUUUAUCCCAGGAGUUCCACUCGUCAAGUAAGAUUGAAAAGCAAUCUUUCCUUUCUUUUGCGAAACAACUGGAAGACUCCCUCCUUCAGCCUUACCAUUCUCUGCUGCUGGAGCUUCAACUCCUAUAUGAUCCCAUUAACCCGGACCGUGAUGCCCUGCUGGAAACUACAGGCCUUUCAGACUCAGAGAAACUAUCCAAGGAGAAGGAAGUUCUGGAACGUUUACAGCCAAUUUUGGAUCAGGGAAAUUUCAACAUUUUAUCAGAGGAUGCCUUGGCAUAUGCUUUAAUAGUGCAUCACCCCCAAGAUGGAGUGCAGGUGCAUGUAAAUCUUGACAAAUAUGACUAUAUCCAUUACUGGGCUCUUGGACAGAGGUAUGGACCUCUUGCCUUGCAGAUGAGCCCCAAGCCUCAAGAUUCUUGGCUCUCCAGAUCUCCUCGCACCCCACCAGAAAGGCGAUACUUUAAGAGAGUCCUAAUGGCUGCUCGCCCUAAACAUUCUCAUAUGGUGUUAAAAUGUUUUAAGGACAUACCUCUGGAAGGGCUGGAGCAACUUCUUCCUGUGGUAAAGGUCCGGACUUCAAGAAUUGACCGCACUUUAAUUAACACUAUGCUUUUGGUGAGCGGAGGAAUAGUCUUUGUCAAUGUCGGAAUGGUGGUCCUUACAGACUUGAAGAUUGGAACUUUUUUCCUGCUAUUCUUGUUUGCAGGAUUUAUGACAUUUCGAGCUUGGAAGACAUUUUCUCAGAGAAGGAAGGUGCAUUCACUAGAACUGGCCCACAUGCUGUAUUACAGAAGCACAUCCAACAACUCUGAGCUUCUUGGUGCCCUCAUUCUAAGAGCUCAAGAAGAACAUGCAAAAGAAGUCAUCUUGGCGCACAGCUUUCUAAAACAGUUUAACCUACAAUGUGAUGGAGAUAAGACAGACCCCGAAACAACGCUAAAGAUCAAAAAGAAUGUUGAAUCCUGGCUACAAUCAAAAGCUGGAUUAGAGAUCACGUUCUCGGCAGAACGAGCACUUGAGAAUCUGAAGAAUUUGAAAACAAAAGAAGAAAGCACAAGAACUUCCAAAUAACAUGCAUUGAUUCACAACUGAAGACAUGUAUAUUGUAUAUUAUAAAGAUGUGUAUUUGGUAGAUCUAAAAACAAGUUACACUCCGCUCGUGUGUCUGUAUUGCACUUGAGUUGCACAGCAACAUAUCAUUACUUUAUUUUGAUCAUGAAAUGUCUGUGUAAAUAUAUUGCAUGUUUUAUAUAUAUGGGACUAUUAAGUUAUACAGUACCCCCACCACCACAUCGCCUGCUAAAUAUAUUUAUGUAUUUGUAUUGAAAAAAAAAGAUUAGGAUAAAUGACUUUUAAAAUACUGAUAUUUAUUUUAAUAAGAUGUUAAAAAAUUCUAUAAUAAUGACAUUAUUACAGGAUUGCCACAGAAAAGCAUAUAAACUUCAUUGAAUGUCUAGUUAUUUCUUCAAAUGCAUACAGAUUAAGGUUAAAGAGCUACAAAUGCUUUUAAGAAUCAUAAUAAACUACACCACUAGGAUGUGAAUAAACUCAAUAAGAGUACAGUUUGCAGUUAGUUCCCCCUAGUGGUGGCAGGAUUUUAUAACUUAAUGUCUAUACAGGAUAUUUGUAACUCUGUAUCAGAAAAGAAAAAUAGCUCCAGACACUCUGUCAAUAUAUAUAAACAAAUAAGUCUACAAAGAAUGUUGAAUUUAAAAAGGACAUGGUGAUAAAAUGUUAACAUUCACUUUAAAUCUGUCAUUAUUGUCACCCGCACUAACCUGUUGGUACAGGCUGGUACCAAUCUCUGAGCCGUGGUCCAGUUUCCCUGUUAUCUUCCUCGUUCUGGUGGCAGGCUUGAUGCAUGGACGCAGCUCCAGAAAAACGCUGACUUCACGCUGCAGCUUCCCCAAGCGGAGUAGAGUACAGAAGCAGCAGCAGAGACAUUAGCGUGCUCCUGGAGCUCCGCCUGUGCACCAAGACUGCUGCCCAAAUAAAGAAGAUAACAGCCAAGCAGGACCAUGGGUCGGGGAUAGGAAAGUAUCAUUAUCAUCAGUGUCACCCGCACUUAGGGCUGGGCGGUAUACCGGUUCAUACCGAAUACCGACAUUUUUGUGCUGCACGAUAUGAAUUUUAACUCACAAAUCCCUCCGGAAUGAAUGAAUUAGCCCAGCGCUGCGCUGUCCCCACAUCGGGGAACUAAUCAUAUGUUCUGCCCCCCAAUUAAUUAUCAGCCUAGCGCUGUCCCCUUCCUCUUGUUUGUUUCGGCCGCCGGCGUUGACACUCUAUACCAGUGGUCUUUAACCUGCGGACCUCCAGAUGUUGCAAAACUACAACUCUCAGCAUGCAUGCUGGGAGUUGUAGUUUUGCAACAUCUGGGGGUCGGCAGGUUGAAGACCACUGCUCUAUACUGUGUGGAAUCCCUAUGUACGGGCUGCAAAAAAAUAAACAAAAUAAACUUUAUCUUACCUCCCGUUGGUCAGGUACCGGCCUCAUCUGCUUCCUAGGGAAUGGAACGUCGGACAUUGAGACAACCUUUUAUAAAUAAGGUACAUUUCAGGCAUCUCUACGAGUAGAGCAGAAACAUACUAAUCAGCAAUAAGGACUAGUUGAGCUCAUCUAUAUUCUUAUUGCAUACCUAUCACUUAUUAGGCAGCUGCCGAUGUGUAUGAGAGGUUUAUAUAGCUAGAACUGUGGUGUGUACAGAUUUGCAGUCUUUUCCUUCAAUCUGAAUUAUUUCUGUAAAUGUACAUUUUCUCUCUGUAACUGUGGUGAAGGGACAGGAUCUUACUGGUGUGGGGAGGGAAAAUUAUGCUGUGACCAAUCUGCUGACUUCCCUUCCUGCUCCCCUUUCAGAAGUGUCAGACACAGAAUGAGACAGGGCAACUGUAACAUCCCUUCUACACUCCUCUGACAGUCCAAUGUUUUGUUGCUUCAGUUUUUCUGAAAAUUUGUGACUGCCAGUGGAAUGCUACAAGUUUCUGUAUCCUUUAUACCACCAAAAUGAUAUUCCCAUUCUACCUGCUUAUUUGAUUAUUGCUUAUAAAUCACCAUAAAAAUACAUUUGCUACAUAUUUUUAUUUGUAACAUGUUUUCAUAUAAUGCAGAAGCUGUAUUUACUUAGUUUAUGGUUGCUUUAAUUAAAAAAACAAAAACAGUUACAAUAAAAUUGCAAUCUUCA
Messenger RNA from Hyla sarda, 3528 nucleotides. RefSeq names its product transmembrane protein 143 (gene TMEM143). The record is from RefSeq and is a predicted model, not a curated record. The transcript has 8 exons. NCBI's taxonomy places the organism in Eukaryota, Metazoa, Chordata, Amphibia, Anura, Hylidae. Bases 159 to 1421 code for a protein of 420 amino acids. Gene Ontology annotation, cellular component: mitochondrion.